Messenger RNA from Bipolaris zeicola 26-R-13, 2283 nucleotides. RefSeq lists its product as uncharacterized. The record is from RefSeq and is a predicted model, not a curated record. The transcript has a single exon. Bases 1 to 2283 code for a protein of 760 amino acids. Lineage: Eukaryota; Fungi; Ascomycota; Dothideomycetes; Pleosporales; Pleosporaceae.
AUGGAUUCGCACGUACCGCGCGAGCUACCGGCUAUGCCAAAGCGCAAACCAGUCGCUCCGCUCGCAGAUCCUCUACCAUCUUCGACAUCGGAGCGCGAGCUUACCAGCAAACUCAUCCCUAAUGUCUUCCUUGUCGCCACCGCUCUUGCUGCACUGACUCUCUCCUGGCCGUCGCGAUGGGUCAUCUCGGGAGCGCCCACCUUUGUGUAUGCCAUCUUGCUGGGUGAAGCCCACGGACAUCGCAUCCUCCCGUUCGCCCCUGUGUGGACCAUCUUCGCUACCGUUAACCUGGCAUACGCUGUAUGCGCAACAUCAUGGCUCCUCUACUGGGUCUUUUUCACCUGUUGCUGGCCAACUCUUCUCAUCACGUGCCUUUACCAAUUCGACGCCGCUGCCGCCCUCGCACGACGCAGUCUACGCAAAACAUUUUUGCGCGAUCUCCACUUCAUCAACGACCAGAUAGCUUUCUUUGACUUGCCGGCGCUGGAGAUUGAUACCGAGGUCAAAGGUCUCUUCGUCAUUCGCGGCGUUACGCUAUCGCUCUCGACAAUGACGCUUGUUGCUCAUGGCGUGGAGGCUGGAAUCAAACUUUCCGAUGAUGUCGAGCUGGGCAUACAGGUGGAUAAAGUGGUUGUGCCAUUGUUCCGCGAAAUCACGGUCGAUGACGUGUAUGCAAACGUCAAAGGCGGGGAAUGGGAAGUCACCUUUGGCGAUGUCACGUAUGGCGUUCCGGAACCAGACGACGAUGACUCGAUGGUCGUAACCAACACGGCUAUACUUCGAGCGGCAACGCAAAAGGGCGGCAUCACCGGUCGCCCGACCGACAUGAUGCGAAACUUCACCGCCGGAAAAGUCCCAACCGAGGCUCAGGACACCGCAUCUGCCUUCUCAUCCGUCAAAAAGGUGGCUCCGGACGAAGAGCAAGCACACACAAAGUACAAGGAGCUGAUACGCUACAUCGACGAAACUAGUGCCAUAACCAUCGCAAAGAAACAGUUGAUCCAGGCUUCAAAGGCACGUAAAGAUAGCAAAGUCGACUCAGAAAAUGAGGAAAGAGAAGGGAAGCAGAGCAGAAAGGCGAGGGAAGAACCAGGGGUGCGACUCGAUAUCGAAAAUAUGGACGACUUUCGUGCCGCCAUUUGUGCCCAGAUUCACGGCCAGCCUUCCAUACCCCACCCACCCUCCAAAUCGAUAAGAGUAUCCACACUUCGCAAGACAUCUUAUCCCAACGUCAAAAAGUUCCUACACCGACUGCCAUUGCUAUACCGAUUGAUGCUCAGCCCUAUUUGCUACUUUCACCCGGUCAAGUUCAAGUCCGUCACAGCCGCCGGAUCAGGGAAAUGGUUCACGGCACUCAUGAAAAAGUAUUUUUUCAAGCAUUACUCGUCACAGGAUGCAGAGAUUCGUAGACUUGAGGCGCGGAUAUCUUCCUGGUGCGCGGAUGCCAAUUUUGCUGUUGAACUGGGCCCAAUUCAGAGUGAGGCGCAGUUCCCGAUCAAUACGAACUACAAUAUCCAAACCAAGUUCAAGAUCUCUGAUGUUCUUGCUUACAGAAUUCUGCCAGAUGCUGUCGAGCUUAAACAAGUCGUCCGAUUGGGAGGCGCAAAUGCAACUCUCACAAUACCCACUUUCCUGUUUCCUCACCAUGAGCACAUCUUCCCUGAAAAAGCAAGCGACUUUGAGUUACUCGAGAUAGAGUCAGCCAUCAACGAAGCUGAGCCUACUCCAAAACAGGCAUUAGCUCGAAAAGAGCUCAAACGACUUAAGAGGGAUGAAGCGGCUAUGCAUAUCAGUGCACAUGCACACUUACCAGCUCAGUUCCAUCAAGAUCUGUUGAACUUUGUUGCCGCCAUUGUCAAGGCCACAAAGGUCAUUGAGUCGGAUAAAGAUUUUGAGGAGGCCAAGGUUCUACGAGAGCUCAAGCGCGUCAGCACCAACCUGUCCGACAGCGAGGCGAGCAGUGUAGCGUCCGUUAACACCAACAACACUGAGACCACACAGACGACCAUCAACGGAACUGAAGAUAAAAGCUUCAAGGCUUUUCUCAAAAAAGUAGAUACCGGUUUCAAGGAAGCGUCGAACAAAACCAUGGUAGGUAUGCGUAAAGCUGGACAAACCACCGUUCAUGCAAUGGCCAAUGAUCGUUGGAUUGCUCGGCUGGUCGGUAAGGUGACCAGGAAGAUGGAAAAGGUACAGGGAGAAUUGGGAUAUAGCGUCGAUGUUCCCAUACCCUUGGCUAAGUACCGCGUGCGUCAUGAGCUUGAGCCCAAGCUUCUACCAUGA